UCUGUUGUUUUGCAUUCAAUAUAAAAUUCUUUGGUGUCUAUUAGUGGAUGUGUUCACCCCCUGUGCAAAGGUGUCAAUAUUUUUUUUCGAAAUAAACUUAUUUUCAAAAGAUGAUCAACAUCCACUUAAUUCUGCUUUGUGUGUGCCUAUGCGUGGUCUCAUGCAGCGGUCAAAUUUAUUUCCACCAAUCAACACCGUUGGCAUAUCAACCGCUUCAUUAUCCACGAUACACUUCCCCACAGCCGGAUUUUAAGCCAAUCUCUGAGCCAAAUCAGGAAGGCUACGCUCAUCCUUCAGUUGUAGCCAAUGCGGAGCGAGAAGCUCAGUUGCCAGCGGAGCUAUCGAAGAGUCGCCGUUUCUAUAGUAAUCCCCAUAUCGCAGCUGCCCUCGCUAAAGAGUCACUCUUGACUCCCAAGGAAAUGCCUGUACUCGAUCGGGAAGCUGAGAAAAUUGAUCGUAAUGAAAUUUAUAAAAUAUUUCACAAUGCCGGAUGGGUGAAGCGAAGAUAAGGAUAGUUGAGCAUUUUUCAGUAACAUAAAAGAAUUUUUCGUGCUUAGUUUGAUUUGUUUAUUUGUUGUUUAUGUCUUGCCAAUCCACCUCAUCUAACCAUAUAUUUUGAUAUACUAUAUGAACAUAUGUUUGUUCGUAGCUUUAAAUUGUUAAAAAAUAUUUAUUGUUAUGUAAAUUAAGUAUUAUGUGUUGUAAAUAAAAAUUUUUUAAUAAA
This is a messenger RNA of Anastrepha obliqua, 724 nucleotides long. RefSeq lists its product as uncharacterized. The transcript has 2 exons. Lineage: Eukaryota; Metazoa; Arthropoda; Insecta; Diptera; Tephritidae. Bases 111 to 509 code for a protein of 132 amino acids. The record is from RefSeq and is a predicted model, not a curated record.